This is a messenger RNA of Astrephomene gubernaculifera, 2471 nucleotides long. NCBI's taxonomy places the organism in Eukaryota, Viridiplantae, Chlorophyta, Chlorophyceae, Chlamydomonadales, Astrephomenaceae. The record is from the annotation of a GenBank genome assembly.
GGAGGAGUGCGAGCCGCAUUCCACGCCGCUGCAUCUGGCGGCGGCACGAGGCGAUGCAGUUGCUGUUCGGGAGCUGCUGCUGCACUUUGCGAGCCGCGAGGAUGCAAGAGUUCAACGAACGGCCGCCGCCGCCGCAGAUCCCCGGCUCGUGGCCACCCUGUCAGGUCGGCUGGCCUGGCAGCUGGCGCUACCACAGCUCGAAGUUCUGGGAAUUGACCUGCUCCAGGCGCUUCACCCCACACAACCCCUGUUGUACAUCUUAGCACCGGAUGCCGACGUCAGCACCUCCGCAGCCAGCAACAGCAGCGCUGCUGACUACGGCCCGCCGUCGCUGGCUGCCAUUGCGGCGGCGGCGCUGAAGCAGAAGCUGUUGGCGUCGUUGGCGGCGGUGGAGGUGGCGGAGAGGAAGGCCGCAGCGGAGGCGGAGGCGGCGCGGGUGCUGACGUCAGCACCAGUGCCGCCGCGACCUCACCUGAGUGGCUGCCGUACAUUGAACUCCUCCGCCGCCGCUGCCUCCGCUACCGCGUCGACCAGCAUUAAUGGCUUACGAGGCGCUUUCAACGGCCGCUCCACUAACAGCGGAUACCAAGCCUCGGAAAGUCUGCGGUUGCGUGCUGGCAAAGCUCUUUGCAGGUCAAAAGUUGUGCCUUAUCCGUCCAAGCAGCUGCAGACAUCCCGGCAACAAGCUCCAGAAGCGCUGCACGGCAGCAGUCCCUCCCGUGGAGUCUGGCGGGAUGCAGGUUUCCCCAACUCUGCGAAGGAUGAACCGCAUCCUUUUGGGGUCCAAGACCAAGAGACCUAUGCCUUGGAACUAAGAUUCGGCCGCGGCAAUGCGAGGGGCCGUAACGUCAACAGCAACGAAAAGAAUCGAUGCUACCAUCGGUCUUACAGUGCACCUGACUCCUCAUCCUGCUACGCACGUGUCUGCGCAGUCCCCUUCAACCAAGGCGGUUUGGUUGUUGGAGCCGAGGGGGUUGAAACUAGUUCAGAAGAUUGGGAGGAUGUGGACGACGAGGAGGAAGAUGACGGCAUCUGCAGCGUGUGUUUUGCUCGUCCCGAGGCCGCCGCCCCCGCCACGUGUCAUCACGGCAUCUGCAGCGUGUGUGCGGGGGAGCUGUGUCGUGCGGUGAGCAGCCGGCCGCUUCUGUGCCCCUUCUGCAGGCAGCCAGUCACGGACUUUGUGCGCGUGGCGGCGCCGGCGGGAGGAGCCGCAGCAGGCAGGCGCGGCAGGGGAAGGGGUUAGCAGUAAGAAUCCUUAUCAUGGCAGCAAAAUUGCAAGAGAGAAUGGUAGGAAAACACGUUCGGCUAUACCUACCCGCUGCACGCAAAGAUUGGGGUAGCAUGGAACGCUGCACUAUCUGGUAGUAGCCCCUGAAUGCGGGUUGCUGGCCGUUUUCCUUGUUUGGGGUGGGCCUUCUUGGUUGGGUAAGAUCCGUUGGUUGCUGGGUGGCAGCUGGUGGGUCCAUUUCCUUAUGGCUUGGUUUUAUAAUGAAGUCUUCAUUCCAUUUGUUAGACGGGCUUGAAUGCCACUUAUGUCGCAAUCAAUCAUUCCUGAAUUUCAACCCAAACUACAUACGACAGUGCUGUGGAUGAGACUGUCCGCUUCGCAGGGUUACAUGUUUGUUAUGACAUCGGCGUUAUCUGGCGGUGCUGUCACCCAACGCCAACGCCUACGCCCAAGUGCUUUCAUGCAUGUCUAACACUCUACAUAUCUCGGAAGCUGUAGGGGGAUGCGGUUACGGUCGCUGCGAUCUAGGCGGUCAGCAGACCCUCAUUCAUGAACAUGGUUUCCUUAAGCUUUAUGGCCUGCCAUGCGUUGCCACGAGCCGUGGCGGCUCGUGAGUAUACUGGGCCCCUGCUAAUGGGUGUUCCUGUGCGCUCUGUCGUCGUACAUGGGAGGCCUUAACAACACAAGUAAUCCGUAUGAAUGUCGCUUUUAUUAAGUACCGGUAUAUGCCGGUUCCGUGCUUUGAAGGGGCAAAGAAGCUCCAUGUAUAAAUGACAGUUACAAUGGUUCCCUUAAAAAGGAACACGGGUGAAAUGAACCCAACCCUGCACAUGUCCGUGAGGCGUUCGGGGGAGGAGGGGUAUCGCGUAAUACUUCGUUUUAACAAUUUUAUACGUUGGCUACAUGUGUAUUUGGCUUUGGAACUCAUGCCUACACGCACGUAAGGAGGGGGUUAUGAAGGUGCAAUCCACCCACGUACGUGCACGAAUGAUUGAACGAUAAUUCCAAAGGUUUCCUGAAAGGGGGCACGGGUUGUCCCUCGUCUAGCAAGCAGGCAGAGGCCCCAUGUUGGUUGGCUAUGGGCUGUCUAGUGAUGUUACGUAGGGGCAACGUUGGCAGGAGGUUUGUUUCAGAAGCAAGAGUUUUCAUCCAAUGAGGGCUGUAUGUGUGUGACCACGGAAGCGUUUUUAUGAUCAUGCUACGAGUUGCACGUUACAAACCAUGGCUUGUAACUAUUUACCCU